UGGGUUCUUUUUUGAACUCAAAUACGAUGGGUAUUGGAGGACAGCCACAUUUCUCGGAACGAAGAAAGAUUCAAAACCGCCUCGCUCAACGGAAAUUUCGUGAAAAGACAAGAGCGGAAAAACAAUCAGGCUCUUCUGGCACCCCAGAAAAUUUCAUCAAUGAUGAUCAAAGUCAAAACAAUCACCUUGAUCCUUUACUCUCCGCGAUGGAGUUUCAACAACAAGAGGGGAACACAGGUUUGUCGUUAGGGAAUUAUCUUGGGGCAUCGCUUGUAUUUCCCUGCAAUGCAUCAAGUAUGCCUUCACAUGAUGGUACUUUUGCCAUUGCUGAAACAAUAAAAGAUACAUCCUGUCCAUCCGUGCGAAUCGAGGCAGCAGCGGAUCCCAGCUUUCAGUUAGCAGAUCUUGAUGCGAGAUAUAAGAUUUCCCAUCCAACUCAAGCUGAAUGUGAUACGAUGUUCAAUCAGAACCCCGUAUUCUUUGGGGAUGGGAAACAUGACCAGCAAAGUCUAUAUCAAGUUAGAACGAACAUCAACGAAGAGCUUCUUAAAAGCUGUGAAUGUGGUCACUCUGAUCGGCUGAAUAAAGCCCUACAAUAUCAAAGAACACAGCUGUGCGACCAGGCAGAGCAACUCAUCGAAAAAGCUCUGUCAGUAUACGACAUUGGCAUAUCCCUUGGAGUUUUGGUAUCGAAUUCACGCCUUCGGGAUCUUCUAAUAAAAACACUAGACGGUUUCCGUGCCCAGCGACAGCCCGAAGCACAUAAUCGAGAUGAGCGCGCAUUAGAAGAUAAUGAAUGCAUAUCGUAGAGUAACCACCUAGCUACCUAGCCU
Talaromyces proteolyticus is the source of this 833-nucleotide messenger RNA. RefSeq lists its product as uncharacterized. The record is from RefSeq and is a predicted model, not a curated record. Gene Ontology annotation, molecular function: DNA-binding transcription factor activity. NCBI's taxonomy places the organism in Eukaryota, Fungi, Ascomycota, Eurotiomycetes, Eurotiales, Trichocomaceae. Gene Ontology annotation, biological process: regulation of DNA-templated transcription. The transcript is spliced from 4 exons. The coding region runs from base 27 to 809 and encodes 260 amino acids.